AUGUCCUUCUCCAACAGUAGUGGCGGCACCCUCGCCCUUCCGUCACCAACGCACGCUCACCAGAUCGAUGUAACAUCGGCCGUACGCACUCUGCGACGCUCCAUGUCCAGAUCUCCCUCAAAGUUUAUCACGCGAACCAACUCACAAAGCUCGGAGGGCUUUGAAGGCUCACAACAUACCUCCCCACAGUCGCCCUGCCGGCGUUUCGGCUCAACACCACAACAUCAGCAACCUCUCCCAUCAAACACCCGGUCGGCCCCGCCUUUCGGAUCCUCCAACCACGCAUCUGUCCCUCACCAGUCAAUAUUUGGCACACCUUUCCGCCCCAGUGUCAGGCUUUCGCUCCGCUCCGCAAAGAAGUCUUCACCCUCAAGACCUCUUACACGAGCACGUGCAUCGCCCAAGAGUCCCUUGAAGAGAGCGCUUAUCAACGCACCGGACAACGGCAAUUCCCUGCCAUCCACGACACCCUCCUCCACUCCCGGCUCACCAGGACAGGAGAACCUCGCCCUGGUAGCGUCUAGCCCCACCCGGCGCAAGAGUUGCGACAUGCGACAGAGUGUUCAUCUGGACGUCUCUGGGUCGUCACCGUCCGCUUUUAACGCCCUCGACACCAACGCCAACAACAAUAGCGAUAACUACAUGGUUUCAAAUACCGGUUCACUGAAGCGCAGUGAUGCGACCAUGAAUCUGGACCAACCCAGCCAAGGAAGCCCCGUGGCUAAGCGGCGGAGUUUGCACGGAAUCACGGGUCUGGUCCAGAAUGAGGACCAGAAUAUUUUUGGAUCCAACACCACCUCUUCUCAGAGCUUCUCCAUUCAUGAAGACUCUGGUUCUGAAUAUGAACUUUCAGGUGCUGGUGGUGCACCUCUUCGCGACCCACUGCCCUCCCCCACGCCGACCGCCAAUGUUCCAAAGCGGUCAUCCUCUUUGCGAAAGUCGACCCUCCAGCAAAGAUAUGGCGAACGGGGAUCUUUGGGUCGGCGAACGGGCGAGCGACAGCUGGCUCAAAUCAGCGCCGACUUCUCACCAGUCCGCAGUCGACCUCGUCUCUCCAUGGACCAAUUCGUCCCUCCACACGUUCGGGACAGUCCUUUCUCAACCUCAACCACCCCCGCUUCCAACCCGCCUAGCUACCUGAUGGACAACAAAAUCCAUCAACCCCACCCUCUUUCAAAGACCUUGUCCACCUCCUCAUCUGGGGGUAGUAUCACUGAGGAGGCGCCAUUUUUUGCGCCUGCGCCAAGGGUUUCUGAUCGCCCGAGACCCCAUCCAUUUUCUAGAUCUCUGCCGCUCAAUGCCACGAGGCCGACACGUUCAAAUGAUCCUAUGAGGUCGAUGGCCACCCCUAACAAGUCGCAGCUGUGGGUGGGAGCCUUCAGCUCGACUGGCCUUAUAUCAAAGGUCAACCGCAACCCUGAGGAGGAGGCCGACAGAAAAAUGGCCCCUCCCGACACUCCAUGCAAGAAGCAUUCAAACCCAUUCGCUACUUUCCCACCACCCGCCGGCAGCGCCAUGAAGAAGAGGGGUAACAACCGAAACUCUUUUGGCGGCCUCCCUUCCACUCCUUUUAACCCCAUAUCUGGCCAGGCACCGAACACUUUUGGAAACCCUGGAAAGGGAUUGGCCAUAUUCCAGCGCGGCAACUCUAGAAGCUCACGUCGUGGUAGUGUGCUGAGUCUGGAUGGUGAGGAGCCGAGGCUCUUUGGGGAAUGCAUUGAUCUCUCCAAUUCCCUAGAGGGUGAUGCCCCUCCUACCCCGACGAAGAAUUCUAUGACUCCCAGCCUGAGCAAUCUCAGCAAUGUCAGCGAACAUUCGCUCGAGAGCCCUAGUGCCAACCGAACCUUGCCUCCUACAUCGGCUGUCCGUCCCAUCAUUUCCCGAGAAUCAACCUGUAAGUCGACCCUCGAGAAACCAAUCUUGUCAAGCACACCGAAUGAUACAUCAUAUCGAUUGGCUCCCGUCGAAUGUGGGAAGUAUCCUACAAUCGGCAUUUCCUGUUCUUCGUUCAGCCGCUCAAGAGCCCGACGAGGCGUUUGUCCUCCGGCGCCUCUAAGCGCGGUUUCUAUAUCCCGUUCCCUCUCUACACAAGAAGUAUAUGCUAAGAUGAAUAUUGUUGAUUCAGCGAGUCCUGUUGAUGGUCGACGAACUCCACAAACACCCCAGGAGAGUUUAUUGCCCUUGGACACAAGCCGGUUGUCUAUUUCUCAGGCAGGCGACAGCUAUUCAGACAACAUGCCGCCCCCAGUUACCCCAACAGCUGGGCGAGAUUUCCGAUCUUCCACAAGCCUCCUCGUCACUCCCAUCAACAUCCGCACGAGCAAUGUUGAUAUUGACACCAGCCUCUACUCCAGGUUCGACAAGGUUGACCAGAUUGGCAAGGGCGAAUUUUCAACUGUUUACCGAGUGACGAAGGUAGACCACCGACAGGUGGCCUUUGAUACAUUGAUUUCGACGACUCCUAGUGAGAGAUCACGUAGCCCGGUAAAGGGCGAGGUCUUUGCCGUGAAGAAGAGCAAGCAGCCUUAUCAGGGCCCGAAAGACCGAGAGACGAAACUCCGAGAAGCCCAGAUCUUGAAGGCUCUAUGCCACGCCGACCACGUGGUAAAGUACAUUGAUGAAUGGGAACACAACCUUCAUCUGUAUAUCCAGACCGAAUUUUGCGAGGAAGGCACUCUUGAUAAGUUCUUGGGAAAUGUCGGACGGGGAGGGCGAUUGGACGAUUUCCGCAUCUUCAAGGUGCUGCAGGACCUCUCCUUGGGAUUGAAGGAAAUCCACGAGGCUGGUUUCAUGCAUCUCGAUCUGAAGCCAGCAAACAUUCUGGUCACUUUUGAGGGAACUCUAAAGAUCGGCGAUUUUGGCCUCGCCCAGGCAUGCACAUCUGCUCAUGGAGUCGAUGUCGAGGGUGACCGUGAAUACAUGGCGCCCGAGAUGCUGAAAGGCAAGGUCGGGCAAUCUGCCGAUGUCUUUUCUCUUGGCCUCAUCAUUCUGGAAACCGCAGCCAACGUCGUGCUGCCGGACAACGGUCCCACAUGGAUUGCCUUAAGAUCGGGUGACCUUUCGGAAGUGCCUAGCCUCACCUGGACUCCGUCGAUUGAGGUCCAGCGAGACGCUGCUGGCAACCCUACCGAAUCUGUUCAUAGCGACGAAUUUUCGAGCGGAAAGACACACGACCCCAGCAACCUAUUCGGCUCAUUUAAGCGAUCGGAGAUGGAGCAUCCUCCCGACUUCAUGGUCAACGCAUUCGAUCCUAGCUCUCUUGACUCCGUCGUUCGAUGGAUGACGGCACAGGAGCCUGAAGAUCGAUCCUCUGUGCAACAAGUGCUGGAGCUCGAGGGACUCCGAUGGGUAGCCGAUCGUCGCGCUGCCCCUGCGACGGUGUACGAAGGAUGCUGGGGUCCUGCUGAGCUGUUCCCUGUGUCUAUCGCUGUGGACAGUGACACGGAAAUGACGGAUGUUUGA
Molecule: messenger RNA, 3462 nt
Organism: Ilyonectria robusta
Lineage: Eukaryota; Fungi; Ascomycota; Sordariomycetes; Hypocreales; Nectriaceae
Exons: 2
Coding region: 1-3462 (1153 amino acids)
Biological process (GO): protein phosphorylation
Molecular function (GO): protein kinase activity; ATP binding
Source: RefSeq, a predicted model, not a curated record